AUGGGUUUGCCUAACUUCGUCUUCGCACCGGAUUCGCAACCAUCGCUUGUCAAUGAUCCGACUUUUCAGGCCCUCUGCGCUCUCUGUCUCACCAACAAUGCAAACAAUGAUUAUCAGCUCUGGCACAACAUCCUGAUGUACCAGCACUAUCCGGACCCCAAGGAUUUCCUGCAAAUUCCCUACUUCUCGGAACGAAUCGCUGGCUCAGAGCCAGGCACUAGGUUCAACUACAACCAGAUACGAAAAAACCUAGUGGCGGUACAAAACGAUAUUGUGGGUGGCAGAGAGACCGUGGUGCGGAUGUUUGCGAUAUGCAACGAGCUCGUGAAUGCGCAUGUACAAUAUGUUCAGGCGACAGCAAACGUCGAAGUAUUCGAGAUGUACGGCCACAUGAUCAAUCACUUCUACAACAUCAACACCGAUUCAGAGCUUGGAAAUCUCAUCGUAUCACAUAGUCCACCGCACAAUUUUCAAGAUGCAAGAUGUCCGGCAUACGCAGCAAUGAGUGAGUGGAUCACUAGUAGUUUGAGGCAUUGGCAAGGACUCGCAAGAAUGACCAGCGAGGAGGUGGUACAGCUCAAGGACAAGAAACAGACGAAAUGGUUCCUUGCGAAGUUGGAAAUGACCAUGCAAUCAAGAUCCAAGAAAAUGCUGGAACAAGGAGCAGCUCGGACAUGGCAUACACCUCAAGCAGCACCCAACAGCGAGGAAGCAAACGUUUCACCUUCUUCUUCUUCUUCUUCUUCUCCUCCUCGUCAGGACCAACCUCGAAACCGCCGUGAACUGAUCGCCCGCCACAAUCGACUAGUUAAACAAGCCCGCCUCAUCAGUUCCCACCGUCUCAAGACUCGCAACCUCGACAGCAUCCACCAGCUCGGCGACACCACCCGGAUCGAGCUCUCUGACAGCGUUAUUCAAGCCAUUUCAAACCUUCAGCAUAAAUGGGCGGCCGAGAUCUUACCACAGGAUGAUGGGGCAGAAUCGGAGGAGGAGUAUACAGAGAGGAAGUGGAUGGAGGAAGCAAUGAAGGAGAAGGGGUUGGUGGGAAAUGCGAGCGAGCAGAUUUGUGACGGGAUCUCGUUGCCGCACGGGUUCGUGGAUUGGAAUGCUGUGCAGGCUGUUCAUGCGACUGUUGCAUCACAAUACUGGUGGGGAUCUCAGGGCGGCAGGGCAAUCUGUGAGAGGUACCAAAUGCCCGAGGAUGUGUAG
Lithohypha guttulata is the source of this 1209-nucleotide messenger RNA. RefSeq lists its product as uncharacterized. NCBI's taxonomy places the organism in Eukaryota, Fungi, Ascomycota, Eurotiomycetes, Chaetothyriales, Trichomeriaceae. The transcript has 2 exons. The record is from RefSeq and is a predicted model, not a curated record. Bases 1 to 1209 code for a protein of 402 amino acids.